AUGGCAUCUUAUGGUUUCCCAAUGACAUUACUUGAUUUGCGCUGUGUCGUCAAAUCAUAUCUAGAUCGAACCGGAAGAAAAGUUCCCGUGUUUGGAAAUGGAAACUUUCCUGGGAGAGAGUGGGCCAUGUCAUUUAUGAAGCGGCAUAAGUAUGUUCUCUCCGAACGUGUCGCCAAAAAUAUCACAUAUGCAAGAGCUGUGACUGAUACUGAAGUGAUUGACUCAUAUUUUGAGCAUUUAGAGAAGGAGUUAGAGGGUAUUCCGCCAGAAAAAAAUUGGAAUUACGACGAAACGAACGUCCAGGACGAUCCGGGAAGCAAAAAAGUGUUGGUCAGAAGAGGAGCAAAAUAUCCAGAGCGGAUACAAAAUUGUUCCAAAGUGUGUACUUCGAUUAUGGUCUGUGGGAACGCCGCAGGACAGUUGGCUCCACAAUACGUAAAUUACAAGGCCGAGAACAUGUGGUCGACCUGGACCGAAAAUGGACCUGAAGGAGCCCGCUACAAUCGUACUAAAUCUGGAUGGUUUGAUCACCAAGUGUUUGAGGACUGGUUCAUCAAUCUUAUGCUCCCCAUACUGAAACAACAAGAUGGCCAAAAAGUUCUUAUUGGCGAUAAUUUGAGUUUGCAUAUUAACCUAGAGGUUAUUCGACUCUGCGAAAAGUAUGGGAUAAAAUUUAUCGCACUCCCACCAAAUGCGACACAUCUACUGCAACCACUAGAUGUUGCCAUAUUCAGAGUUCUAAAACUGAUUUGGCGUGAAAUUUUGUUAGAUUGGAAGCAAUCGAUAUCUGGUAGCCGGUGCACAUCAGUUCCAAAAGAUGAACUGCCUGGUCUGUGA
Schistocerca americana (American grasshopper) is the source of this 837-nucleotide messenger RNA. Its product is annotated as jerky protein homolog-like. Gene Ontology annotation, molecular function: DNA binding. The record is from RefSeq and is a predicted model, not a curated record. Bases 1 to 837 code for a protein of 278 amino acids. The transcript has a single exon. Gene Ontology annotation, cellular component: nucleus. NCBI's taxonomy places the organism in Eukaryota, Metazoa, Arthropoda, Insecta, Orthoptera, Acrididae.